Lethenteron reissneri (Far Eastern brook lamprey) is the source of this 3763-nucleotide messenger RNA. RefSeq names its product aldehyde dehydrogenase 18 family member A1 (gene ALDH18A1). Gene Ontology annotation, cellular component: mitochondrion; cytoplasm. Gene Ontology annotation, molecular function: glutamate 5-kinase activity; glutamate-5-semialdehyde dehydrogenase (NADP+) activity; ATP binding. The record is from RefSeq and is a predicted model, not a curated record. Lineage: Eukaryota; Metazoa; Chordata; Hyperoartia; Petromyzontiformes; Petromyzontidae.
AGAGGCGAUUUUGAACAGCAGCCGCAGCGCGCGAGCCGGUUUUGACAGGAGCUGCUGUUUUGGGCGCGUGGCGCCGGUCCACGGCCACUCGCGUGGCACCGCGAUCCGUUCGGGCAGGAGAGCUCGGAGCCGGGGAGAGUCCCGGUAGUAGUAGCAGCAGCUGGUGGUGGUGGUGUGCAUGAUGCUGUCAACCAUGAGGGCGUGGAGCGGAGCCGGUGUGCAAUGGAGGGCGGCCUGGGCUGUCAGAGCUCCCCACGCCAGAUUCUCUGCAGCUGCCCCUGGCGGUGGCGGCAGUGGUGGUGACGGCGGUGGUGGCAUCGGGGCCGGCGCGCCGUCUCCUUCGCGCGCCGCUGCCGCACUGGGGGGCCGGCAGCGUGGGCGCUCGGUGCCCCUGGUGCGGCGUGCCGAGUUGACGCGGGCGCGGCGCGUCGUUGUGAAGCUGGGCAGCGCCGUAGUGACGCGCGGGGAUGAGUGCGGCCUCGCCCUUGGCAGGCUCGCCUCCAUCGUGGAGCAGGUGGCGGAGCUGCAGAACCAGGGCUGUGAAAUGUUGAUCGUGACGAGCGGCGCCGUCGCCUUCGGCAAGCAGCGCCUGCGCCACGAGAUCCUCCUGUCGCAGAGCGUGCGCCAAGCGCUGCACUCCAGCCACAACCAGCUCAAGGACAUGGCGGUGCCCGUGCUGGAGGCGCGUGCGUGCGCCGCUGCGGGGCAGAGCGGCCUCAUGGCGCUCUACGAGGCGAUGUUCACCCAGUACAGCAUCUGCUCCGCACAGAUCCUGGUGACGAACCUGGACUUCCACGACCAGCAGAAGCGCCUUAACCUGCGUGGCACGCUAGACGAGCUGCUGGCCAUGAACAUCGUCCCCAUCAUCAAUGCCAACGACGCCGUGGCCCCUCCACCCGAGCCCAGCGGGGACCUCGCCGGGGUGCGGAGACACGGCCUCCCCGCCACCGCCACGGCAACAACAACAACAACCGCAGCACAACCGCAUGGCGUGAUCAGCGUGCAGGAUAACGACAGUCUGGCGGCGAGGAUCGCCGUGGAGAUGGAGGCUGAUCUCCUCAUCGUCCUUUCCGACGUCGAGGGGCUGUUUGACAGCCCUCCUGACUCUGAGGACGCCAAGCUGCUGGAUGAGUUCUACCCGGACGAGGCGGCCGCCAUCACCUUCGGGGGGAAGUCUCGCGUCGGUGUCGGGGGCAUGGAGGCCAAGGUGAAGGCUGCGCUGUGGGCCUUGCGGGGCGGCACCGCCGUGGUGAUUGCCAAUGGCACCAACCCCAAGGUGACUGGGCACGUCAUCACCGACAUCCUUGCCGGCAAGCGCGUCGGCACCUUCUUCACCGAGGUCAAGCCCGAGGGGAUGAGUGUGGAGACUCAGGCAAAGCUGGCGCGAGCAGCAGGCAGGGAGCUGUCCACACUGCAACCUGAGCAGCGGGCGGAGAUCGUGAUACGUCUGGCCGAGCUGCUGACCGAGAGGGGAGACGAGAUCCUGGCAGCCAACCGAGUCGACCUGGAGGCGGCGGCCUCCACCGGCUUGGCCGAGCCCCUGCUGAAGAGGCUUUCUCUCUCCACUGCUAAGCUGAACAGCCUGGCUAUCGGGCUGCGUCAAAUCGCGGUGGCGUCCACGACAGCGUUGGGGCGCGCGCUGCGCCGCACGCUGCUCGCCCCGGGCCUGGAGCUGGAGCAGGUGACGGUUCCCAUUGGCCUCCUCCUCGUCAUCUUCGAGUCACGCCCCGACUGCCUGCCUCAGGUGACGGCGCUGGCGGUUGCCACGGGUAACGGGCUGCUCCUGAAGGGUGGGCGUGAGGCGACGCGCUCCAACCAGGUGCUGCACGCGCUCGCCCAGGAGGCGCUGGCGCUGCACGGCGCGUCCGCAGCGGUGCAGCUGGUGUCAUCCCGCGAGGAGGUGAGCGAUCUCUGCCGGAUGGACAAACUCGUCGACCUCAUCAUCCCUCGGGGCUCCUCGUCUCUGGUGAGCUCUAUCACGCGGGCUGCGCGUGGCAUCCCCGUGCUGGGGCACAGCGAGGGCGUGUGCCACGUGUACAUAGACAAGGACGCGGACACGGACACUGCGCUCAAGAUAGUGCGCGACUCUAAGUGCGAGUACCCGGCCGCGUGUAACGCGAUGGAGACGCUGCUCAUCCACCGCGAGCUCCUCCGCACGCCGCUCUUCGACCAGCUCAUAGAUGCGCUCCGAGCGGAGGGGGUGGUGAUCCACGCGGGACCGCGGUUUGGCUCCAUGCUGGCGUUUGGCCCUGCGGAGGCGGCGUCUCUGCGCCGUGAGUACGGGGAACUGGCCUGCUGCCUGGAGCUCGUGGAGGGGCCGGCCGGCGCUGUGGAGCACAUCCACCACUAUGGCAGCGGCCACACCGAUACCAUCGUCACGGCCAACGAGGAGACGGCCGAGUACUUCUUGCGUCAUGUGGACAGUGCGUGCGUGUUCUGGAACACGAGCACCAGAUUCUCGGAUGGAUACCGAUUCGGCCUGGGAGCGGAGGUGGGCAUCAGCACCUCGCGUGUCCACGCCCGCGGCCCCGUGGGCAUGGAUGGCCUCCUCACCACCAAGUGGCUCCUCCGGGGCUCGGGCCACACGGCGGCGGCCUUCAACAACAAUGGCGCCAGCUUCCUGCACGAGGACCUGCUGCCCACGGCGUGCCACCCGGCGCGCCACACCACCCACAGAGUCCACCCACACUCGUAGAGAUGGUGCCACCCACAGAGAUGGCGCUACCCACAGAGAUAGUGCCACCCAUAGAGAUAGCGCCACCCAUAGAGAGAGCACCACCCAUAGAGAUAGCGCCACCCACAGAGUCCACCCACACUCAGAGAUCACACACCGUUUAUAGAGGUCCCACACUUACCACUCACCACGUGCCACCACACACCCCACCCAGCCUGGCGCUCACCUGGGUGUGGUCUGCGCAAAACUGAGUGUGCCACGUGUCUGUGGCACACACCUCAAGGUCACUCGGCGGAGUGUCACAUCUCAGUGUGUGACACACCUGAGCACGUCACAAUUGUCCGUGUCACACGCCCAAGUGUGUCACUGGUGGUGUAUCACACGGCGGAGAAGCUGGGAAUUUGUUGUAAGGCACUAACGCUGCAACGUUUGACUCCCAUCUCCGUUCCGAACGAGAGAGAACAGAGGGGCUCACUGCAGAAUGAAGGAGGGAAUGAUUGCAGGCCCGGGUUUCCUUCGCUCGAGAGUUGCGUGAUGGUGACCAGGUCCGCCUGUGUGUGAGGACAGAUCUCUGUUACGAUGACGCAAGCUGCAUUUUUGCUGAAUAAAGGAGUUGUGUUUCUCAGGUCUGCCUUGCUGGGGUGAUUGUGUGUGGUAGUGGUUUGCCUGUGUGUGUAUAUAUGUGGUGUCUGGGCUGUGUGUGUAGCUAAUCUACACACUGACCAUCAGCUUAUCAUCUGUAAGAUGCACCAUCUGUAAGCCCACAGUGGCCAGGUCUCAGCUCAUUGAUUAAAUUGUCAAGCGAGAAUUUCAUCAUGGCUUGCAGCUGGAGUUUGCAUCAUCCUCCCACCCCCCCCUGAUGCCGAGGGGAAAUGGGCGAGGUUUUACUACGGUGGCUCUUUCAGCUGCAAUCGUUGCUUUGAUUAUGCUGUCCAAACCUGCCCAGAGAGACCCUGGCUGGUUGAGAAAGUGUUCCGGCUGGCUGAGCUAUAGGCCCACUUCCACCAUCUGCAGCAUUCCAUGUUGGAGAAUGAGGCUUAUCAGAGAGUCGUGUGGUGCUACAAGUGUAAUAAAGGACUCUCUCUCGGA